CCGUCGUACUUUGAGCUUAUCGUGGACGCCAUCAAGGAGCUCAAGGAGCGCAACGGCUCGUCGCGCCAGGCCAUCGCCAAGGUCGUGGAGGCCAAGAAGGUCAACUACGCCAGCCACCACCUGAACAAGGCCCUGCGCACGGCCGUGGACGCCGGCAAGUUCAUCCAGGUCAAGGGCUCGUACAAGCUCUCGCCGGAGCUGCGCAAGCCCGCCGCCACCAAGAAGAAGAGCCUCAAGGUGUCGGACAAGGCUGACAAGACGGUCAAGAAGGUGGCCAAGGUGGCCAAGAAGUCCCCCACGGCCAAGAAGGCCGCGGCCAAGAAGGUUGCUGCCAAGAAGGCUCCCGCCAAGAAGACGGCUGCCAAGAAGGCCCCGGCCAAGAAGGCUGCGGCUAAGAAG
This is a messenger RNA of Phytophthora sojae, 399 nucleotides long. RefSeq lists its product as hypothetical. Gene Ontology annotation, biological process: nucleosome assembly; negative regulation of DNA recombination; chromosome condensation. Gene Ontology annotation, molecular function: structural constituent of chromatin; double-stranded DNA binding; nucleosomal DNA binding. The record is from RefSeq and is a predicted model, not a curated record. The annotation marks the transcript as partial. Gene Ontology annotation, cellular component: nucleus; nucleosome. The transcript has a single exon. NCBI's taxonomy places the organism in Eukaryota, Oomycota, Peronosporomycetes, Peronosporales, Peronosporaceae.